Messenger RNA from Monosiga brevicollis MX1, 3057 nucleotides. RefSeq lists its product as uncharacterized. Lineage: Eukaryota; Choanoflagellata; Craspedida; Salpingoecidae. The record is from RefSeq and is a predicted model, not a curated record. The transcript is spliced from 13 exons. The coding region runs from base 1 to 3057 and encodes 1018 amino acids. Gene Ontology annotation, cellular component: cilium.
AUGCCGAGCAAAGUCCCCUUUCGUAUCGUUUACUGCUCGGGAGCUGAAGAUGGCCACUCGGCAGUGGAGCUCGAGACCCAGUCACCAGGCACACGUGGUUGGCAUUCAGCCAAGCUCUGCCAAUGGCCCCAGGUCAUCGUGCUCCAGUUCCCCGCCCCCACACGCGUGCGCAAAGUCCAGCUACUCUCGCACCAAUACCUCAUCGCAAGUCGGGUCGAGCUAUUUAUUGGCGUAGAAGAAGCAGGCAAGCCCUCCGUGUCAAACACAACCAGCCCAACUGCAGCCUUUGACCACUGCGUCUUUCGCAAGCUCGGCCACGUGUCCUUGUCUUCAAAUGUGAACAAUGAUUUUAAGAGUCGCGAGCUCAAAUCUGUUCAUGUGGAUGCGGUCGGCACUUUUUUGAAAUUGGCUCUUCACAAAAAUCAUGUCAAUCGCCACAACUUAUUCAAUCAGGUGGGACUAGUGGCGCUCAAUUUUAUUGGCGACUACACGGACCCGCUGCAAGCCGCCAACAUGAUAUCUGGGACCUCAACCCGUGAUGCCAGUCUUUCAACUCUGGCUGCUCAGAUGCAGCCUCCUACCCCACCAAGAAGUGCCGUGGCUCGCGACGCACAGGCGCGAGACUUUUUGACUGGCGGGCGCAUUGCAGACCCAGUGCGUGCCGUGAUCGCCCGCGAUAUGUAUCCCCUCAUGCCAUUUGACACAACUCAGUUUGUUCUGACCCUCUUGACCGACCCUGCCGCUGCUGUGCUGGGCGUCAUCAACCGACCAAACCAUGUGGACAAGGCUGACGACUUGGCCUACACCGCAAACAUGGCGAGUGCCUCGUGUUUUCCCGCACGGUUGUUGAGACAAGUGCAGUUGAGCCUGCGCCCCUGUGGCAGGGAAGCACGGGGGACCCUCUCAUGGCUGAGAGGAUUGCGCGACUCAAACGAGAAAAGGAGCAGUGCAUUGCACGGCCGCAUCAAGUCAGUGCUGGGCGGACUGAAUGAGUUAGGAUUGGAGUUGGGUAUUUUACAGCGCGACAAAAUAGCAGCCGUGCAACGCGAAGACUUUGAGCGGGCCGAACGCAUCAAGCGCCAAGUGGAUCAAUUGCAGGCUCAGGUGUGCAUUGAGUGCAACCACGCAUCGACGAAUGCAACAUCUGUCUGUCUGUCUGUCUGUCUGUUGUCUGUCUGUCUGUCUGUCUGUCUGUCUGUCUGUCUGUCUGUCUGUCUGUCUGUCUGUCUGUCUGUCUGUCUGUCUGUCUGUCUGUCUGUCUGUCUGUCUGUCUGUCUCUCUGUCUGUCUGUCUGUCUGUCUGUCUGUCUGUCUGUCUCUCUGUCUGUCUGUCUCUCUGUCUCUCUGUCUCUCUGUCUCUCUGUCUCUCUGUCUGUCUGUCUGUCUGUCUGUCUGUCUCUCUGUCUGCCUCUCUGUCUCUCUGUCUCUCUGUCUCUCUGUCUGUCUGUCUGUCUGUCUGUCUCUCUGUCUCUCUGUCUCUCUGUCUCUCUGUCUGUCUGUCUCUCUGUCUCUCUGUCUGUCUGUCUGUCUGUCUGUCUGUCUGUCUGUCUGUCUGUCUGUCUGUCUGUCUGUCUGUCUGUCUGUCUGUCUGUCUGUCUGUCUGUCUAUUGAUGAGAUGCUCUCAGACUAUUUGCCAAACAUGCGGCCCGCGAGGAAGCUGGGUAGCGCUGGCCGCACCAAGCCUUUGCCUCCCAUCCAGGCUCCAGAUGACCCAAACGCGCAGCCAUCUGCUGUCACACCUCCCCAACCACACUUUGAGCAGCCCUCGCCGCGUGCCCCGUCGGUUCACGAGUCAAAUGCGAAGCCAACUACAACCGAUCGCCGUUCGAGUGUUUCGACCGUGCCGAUGAACCCCUCUGGUCAUGUGUCCCGACCGGCCUCUACCGAGGCAGCAUCACAUCGACCCUCAGAUACCCCAAAGGCAGCACCGACUCCCGAAGCGCAACACCGCGCAGCUACACCUAAUCUCCCCACCGUCGCUACCAAACCAUCAUCCCCACCGCGGACACAAUCCCCGCCACUCCCAGCCGUGGCCAAUGCAGGAGCUCGCCAGGGUUCACCGCCUUUGCCAGCCUUGCGCGGGAACGGCAAUGGCUCCUAUAAUCUGGAUACGAUCUUGGGCCCGGAAGCAGAUCAGCCACCGCCUCAAACGACCAAGACUGUGAGUUCAGUGAAGCCCAAGGCUGCCCCAGUGGCAAAGAAGAAGGCAACCACGGGAGCCACGCCCAAGAAACCGUCAGCUGCUGCCCGAGUGAAGCCGGCUGCUGGUCGCGCCGGUCCUGCUGCCGGACGCCGUCCCAAAGUAGGCGAUGAAGAACCCGAUGAGCUUCGGGAUGCCGAUCGCCUGGAUGCCUCGGCUGCGAUCGAGGUGUUUGGAGAGCCCACGGUGGCCUGCAUCCUAUCCAAAGGCUUUCAACUCAAAGAAGCGGGCUUUUGCGACGUGGUUGACAAGCUGCAACGCCAAGCACUGGCGGCCUCACCAGCGCAGGUGGCUGCGGCAGUGGCCAAAAUUUUCACACGCACGGCCAAGACCAAUAUGAAGAAACUCACGGCACUCAAGGAUGAGCUGCUGCGUGCUUUUCUUGAUUAUGGUGCCGCACAUGCCGUGGAGCAAGGUCCAAUGAACGAGGUCGUGCGUGCGGCCAUGCCCUAUAUUCUGGUAGCCACAGCAGACAUGAACAAGGCUGCCCAGCAACAAGCGCAUGCCAUGGUCGAGACGCUGCUCCAGUCGGCAGCUGUGCCUGAUAAGCAGCUGGUCAUGCGGCCGUGCUUGGAGCCUCUCAAGGCCACUGCAGCCCCCAAGCUCUGUUUAGCCAAGAUGGACGUUCUAGAUGUACUGUGUCGCAACGGAGACCCCGCCUUGGACUGGGACGCCGUCUUGCGUUGCAUCAAACCCAUGCUACAGCACAGUCGUGCAGAAGUAAAGACUCGCGCCGCCGAGGUCGCUGCUCACUGCUUCAAGGCAGACCAAACCAAGACGAUUGGUGGUCUCCAGCUCGACAAGGACCACAUGGCCACGGCUCUCAAAACAGUGCAAGCAACAGCUGCAACCCUGUGA